Messenger RNA from Haemonchus placei, 525 nucleotides. The record is from the annotation of a GenBank genome assembly. NCBI's taxonomy places the organism in Eukaryota, Metazoa, Nematoda, Chromadorea, Rhabditida, Trichostrongylidae.
AUGUUGUUACUUACAAAGCCCGGCGAGUGUGAAAAGCGUGCGAGGUCUCCGAUGCAGGGACACUAUCGGGAGGCAAUUAGGCGAAGACAGUACCUCAUGAAGUACCACACAACACCGACCGCUGAUUUGUACGCUAAAGUUGACUCCGUCGAAAUUAGCCGUAAGGCGUGGGCCAACGCGAAUCAAGCGGUGCGGCUGAAGGAAAAAGAAGCGACCGAAGAAGAAGAAGCGAAGGCUGCUCAUUUUGCUAAUUUCAACGAGAAACUCGAGUCUCGCGAUGGUGAGCGGUACGUUCACCAUCUCGCAAAGAUUCGUCUUCACCAGGCGGAGGAGAUAGUAAAGUUCUUUAGCAUAAAUGUCGAGAACGGUCACCUCUUGACAUAUCGCAAGCAAACGUUGAAGCGAUGGCGGAGCAUUUCGAAAACAUCUCACCAGUCCAAUUUACUCAUCCCAUUAGAAGAUAACGGUGAAGGAGACCAGCAGGGCUAUGAAGGGGAUCAAAUCAUGGAAAGCUACUGGUUCUGA